Vanderwaltozyma polyspora DSM 70294 is the source of this 723-nucleotide messenger RNA. It is a transcript of the gene OAZ1, whose product is annotated as Oaz1p. NCBI's taxonomy places the organism in Eukaryota, Fungi, Ascomycota, Saccharomycetes, Saccharomycetales, Saccharomycetaceae. The transcript has a single exon. The record is from RefSeq and is a predicted model, not a curated record. Bases 1 to 723 code for a protein of 240 amino acids. Gene Ontology annotation, molecular function: ornithine decarboxylase inhibitor activity.
AUGAUUAUAAUAAUGAUAAUAGUAAUCCUUCCUUUUAUGUUUAUUCUAUCCAUAAUAAUAAUUUCAAAGAUUGGUGCGCGUGACACCGCUAUUCAACUGUCUUCAAACUAUUCAGAGAAUGAAAUGAUUGAAUUCUUUUGGGAUAUUAUCUUAUUGACUGAAUCAAAAUUUAUUUUGCCAUUCUAUUCAAACAGUCGAAAUUUUAAAUCUUUACAAAAAUUAAUUGUUAAAAAUAUUGGAAAUUUAUUGAAUUCAUUGAUCCAUGAAAGAAAACUUAAUAGCUCAAAUUUGAAUUAUCACUGGAGAAAGCUAGGAACACGAUAUACUUUGGUAUAUCUUCCAUUAUUUUUCAAAGAUUUAAUCUGGUGCAAGUCAGAUUCCAUCUACUUCCAUGUAAUUUUACCACAAGUUAACGAAAUCGAUGAUAGCAGUACGACUCAAUUGGAGAAAAAGAAAGCGUUGACUCAGAAUAGUAAAGAAUGGUUAUUAGCUUUAUUAGAGUUGGCAGAAUCCUUGAAUUUAACAAUGUUAAGAUUGUAUAUUAAUCGUACAGAUAUAGAUAACAUCUCAACUUUAUUAAGAAAUUUAAAUUGGAUCGGAGGUAAACUGGUGCCUAAUGAGGACCGAUCUAAUAUUCAAUCAAAUGACAAUGACAAUUGUAAUGAAUUUAACGAAUUUAUGUUAGGGGACGAGCAUUUUGUAAUUAUAGAAUUUGAAUGUUAA